This is a messenger RNA of Perca flavescens (yellow perch), 721 nucleotides long. Its product is annotated as transcription factor HES-5. Bases 16 to 561 code for a protein of 181 amino acids. The transcript has 2 exons. The record is from RefSeq and is a predicted model, not a curated record. Gene Ontology annotation, molecular function: protein dimerization activity; DNA binding. Gene Ontology annotation, biological process: regulation of DNA-templated transcription. NCBI's taxonomy places the organism in Eukaryota, Metazoa, Chordata, Actinopteri, Perciformes, Percidae.
CUAUAAAUAGGAGGGAUGAAGCCAGCAGAGAUCAGAUUCUCUCUACAGAGACCUCUACAGCACAGAGAUCCAGACAUGGCACCUACAAUCACUGCAGCAAUGACCAAUUCUCAGGAGCAUCUGACUCUGACCCACAAGCUCAGAAAGCCUCUGGUGGAGAAGUUACGCAGAGAGCGAAUCAACAGCAGCAUUGAGCAGCUCAAGUCUCUCCUGAGUCCAGAGUUCCUCAAACAGCAGCCAGACUCCAAGCUGGAGAAAGCAGACAUCCUGGAGAUGACAGUUUGUGUCCUGAGACGGCUGCAGCAGCAGAAUCAACAUGUGGACUCAGCAGCUGUCGGUCAGGGCUAUUCCAGAUGUGUCCAAGAGGUCACACACUUCCUGUCCAAAGAACCGGUGAAGACCCAGUCCCAGAGAAGACUGCUGAACCACAUCAACAAGCUGCAGUCUUCCUCUGAUAACAACCUGAGAGAGGCUGACUUCUCUCUUCUGAGCUCCACAGUCCAGACCAGCAUCACCAAAGAGAAGAGUCCAGUCAACAGCGCCGUCUGGAGGCCGUGGUAGACACCUACAGACUGGAGUUACUACCAGACAAACUGAGAUGACCAUAUUGGUCAAAGAUUACUGGACUCAAGUCUUUGAAAUGUUAUGGACUUGUUCUUCUGAUUGUACAGAAGGUUGUAGUUUGUGUUAGUUUUCUUUCUGUAAGAUGACAUUUCCUGAG